ACAUUUAUAGGUCGGAACAUUAAAACUACUACAAUAGUACGUCCCCGGAGGUAUAUUCAGUGGCGCACAGGCUGGAUUGUAGGUCCACUUGUAAGCGUUUACUUUCUCUAAUGUAUUGUCUUUAGGGUUUUUUGUUUGGCGCAUUUUGACAACAUUUAUCCGUGUGUUUAUUAGGUAUCAGGUUCUGUUUUAUGUAUUGUCAUACAUUUGUUUUACACUUUUAGAGGGCACACUUCCGGUCCAUUCUUCCGUCCUUCACUCGCCUCAAGCUGACGCAGUGUCACUCCCAGGUUGUCAAACAUGGCGGUUCAGGUGUCCGAGUCGGACCAGGUCAAACAGUUCAAAGAGUUUUUGGGGACGUACAACAAGGUGACAGAGAACUGCUUCAUGGACUGCGUCAAAGACUUCACCAGCAGGGACGUCCGGCCCGAAGAGUCCGUGUGCUCCGAGUCCUGUCUCCAGAAGUACCUGAAGAUGACCCAGCGGAUCUCCAUGCGCUUCCAGGAGUACCACAUACAGCAGAACGAGGCGCUGGCGGCUAAAGCGGGUCUGCUGGGUCAAUCUCACUGAACUGGGAUGAUGGAACAUGUGGCUAAUAAAAAUGUGACAGAAAUUUAAAAAC
Molecule: messenger RNA, 622 nt
Organism: Nerophis lumbriciformis (worm pipefish)
Lineage: Eukaryota; Metazoa; Chordata; Actinopteri; Syngnathiformes; Syngnathidae
Source: RefSeq, a predicted model, not a curated record